Messenger RNA from Penicillium longicatenatum, 1707 nucleotides. RefSeq names its product MDR family MFS transporter. The record is from RefSeq and is a predicted model, not a curated record. The coding region runs from base 1 to 1707 and encodes 568 amino acids. Gene Ontology annotation, molecular function: transmembrane transporter activity. NCBI's taxonomy places the organism in Eukaryota, Fungi, Ascomycota, Eurotiomycetes, Eurotiales, Aspergillaceae. Gene Ontology annotation, biological process: transmembrane transport. The transcript is spliced from 2 exons.
AUGAGUGAAGGAAGCUAUUCCUCGGAUGCAGAGGCCUGUUCUAAGAAGCAAUCCCAGCAGGUGAACUGUGAAGAGACCAAUAUGGAGGAUUCGGACUCCAAUGAAGAGCCAGAAUGGCCCCCAAUGAGCAAAGUCGUGAUGAUUGUUUUGGCAAUAUAUCUGGCAGCUUUUCUAGUCGCUCUUGACCAGACAAUCAUCGCAGUCGCCAUUCCAAAGAUCACGGAUCAGUUCAAGAGUAUUUCCGAUAUCGCAUGGUAUGGUAGUGCCUACUUCUUGACUUCAACGGCAUUGCAGCCUUCAUACGGCAGAAUCUAUAAAAUUUUCAACGUCAAAUGGUCUUUCUUAGCUGCAGUUGGCAUCUUUGAGAUUGGAUCCCUCAUCUGCGGUGUAGCUCCCUCCAGUACGGUGUUGAUCGUUGGCCGCGCGAUUGCAGGAAUUGGCGUUGGGGGUAUCUUCUCCGGCGCUCUAGUGAUCAUCUCCAGAACUGUUCCCCUGGCAAAGAGACCACUCGUUUUUGGUGUGUAUGGCAUGGUGUGGGGUAUUGCGUCUAUUGUCGGUCCACUACUUGGCGGCGCGUUCACCGACGGUGCCUCUUGGAGAUGGUGUUUCUAUAUCAAUCUUCCCAUUGGUGGAGUUUCAAUGGUAGUUGUUCUCUUGGUACUUAGACUGCCAAGCGAUAACACGGUCGCCAGAUUGAGUAUCAUUGACCGGAUCAAGGACCUUGAUCUGAUCGGUGCGAGCUUGCUUAUCCCAGCUAUCAUUUGUUUAAUCCUUGCCUUGCAAUGGGGUGGUAAUACCUAUUCCUGGGGAAGCUCUCAAAUAAUCGGACUUUUUGUGGGAUUUGGUUUGCUGGCUAUCAUCUUUGCAGGGUUCCAGAUCUACCUGGACAAAAAAGACAAGGAAAAUGGAAAAUUGGAAAAGAGUGGAAGGGCAACUUUACCACCGUCGAUCCUGAAGCAGCGCACUAUCGGGUCCGCCGCGCUCUUCGCCUUUUUCUUCAGCGGCAGUUUCUUCGUUCUGGUCUACUACAUUCCGAUUUAUUUCCAGAGCGUCAAAGGAUCUUCUGCCAUGACUUCUGGACUUCAAGUUUUGCCAUUUAUGCUCGCCACCGUAGUGUCAUCUGUAGCCGUGGGCAUGCUGGUCACUGCGGUCGGCUAUUACACACCAUUCUUGAUCAUCAGCACUGCCAUUGGCGUCAUCGGUGCGGGGCUUAUGACAUUGUACAGCGUCGAUAUUUCUAAUGGAAAAUGGAUUGGAUACCAAAUUGUCGUUGGCGCAGGCAUUGGCGCUGGUCUUCAAGUCCCAAUGACGGCGGUGCAGACUGUUUUGACGCCAGAAGACAUUCCUGUUGGAACAGCCGCGGUCAUGUUCUUUCAGACUCUGGGUGGCGCUAUCUUCAUUGCAGUAGGCCAGUCCGUUUUUCAGAAUGGUCUAAUAGCAGGCAUCUCCACCCAUACAACUGGUGUUGAUCCAAGCGCCAUAAUAGGGGCCGGAGCUACCGAGAUGAGGAAAGUUUUGAGUACCUUGGGUCACCUUGAUCAGCUGGAUGGCGUUAUCCAGGCUUAUAUGAGUGGACUGAGAGAUACUUAUCGCGUCAGCCUGGCUUUGAUGAUCGCGGCCUUUGUCGCCGCUUGCUUCCUCGAGUGGAAGAGUGUGAAAGCUGGUAGCAUAAGCCAAGAAAAUACUUCAACGACGGUUUCUUCAUGA